Penicillium manginii is the source of this 942-nucleotide messenger RNA. RefSeq lists its product as uncharacterized. Lineage: Eukaryota; Fungi; Ascomycota; Eurotiomycetes; Eurotiales; Aspergillaceae. The record is from RefSeq and is a predicted model, not a curated record. The coding region runs from base 1 to 942 and encodes 313 amino acids. The transcript is spliced from 2 exons.
AUGGACCCACCAACGAGUUUUCUACGCUUUCCAGUCGCGCUGACAAUCUCAGGCAAAACCAGUGUCACCAUCAAUAGUCAGAGCGAUGCGAGUAAUCUGACCAAUUGUGAGACCCUACAGGGGAGCGUCACGAUUUCAUCCUCGGCCAGUGGAACCAUCACCUUGAGCAAUGUACAGGAGAUCAAGGGUUCGUUUUCGGUGGAGACCGGAUCAAGCAUCAAUACCUUGGUCCUGCCGAAGCUGGAAAAGCUGCAGGGCGCUUUGACGUUGACAAACUUGGAAUCGUUGAGAUCUCUUACUUUGAAUGACCUGUCGCAAGCGUCGUCCAUCUCCAUCACCGGGAAUUCGAACUUGAAUUACCUCAUGCUUCCACAGCUCGAGGAAGUUAACGGGGAACUGACACUUACUGGAUCCUUUUCAAGUAUAUCUUUGCCAUCGCUCGACCAAGUUAAAGGGUCCGCCACCAUCCAAGGCAGUAGUUCAAUGUCCUGCAGCGCAUUGGACAAACUAAAAUCCGACGGUGUUUUCGAGAGCUCUUAUUCAUGCUCGUCUAGUUCUUCUGGCAGCUCUCUAAGCGCAGGAGCCAAAGCUGGUAUCGCCGUCGCCGUCAUCGUGACCGUCGUACUCAUCGCCGUAAUGGUAUGGUUCUUUCUCCGGCGGCGACGACAACAAAGGGCGAAGAACACUAGAUCUGUAUCUCCGGAAUCACCGUCUUCGGAGGCCUCAGCAGAGAAGUCACUGCAGGUACAGGAGCAAGCCGAUACCGUUGGAGAACUCAAGCCGCCUUUACCUCGUAAACCUGUGGGUCCACAGGCUGCACAGCUGGAUGGCCGCUCGAUAUAUGAAGCAUCGAGCCCCAUGUCACCAGCUACAGUCUAUCAUGAAAUGGAUGCCGGGCCGGUCGUUGGAAUGCACCAACGACCAAUUCACUCAGAAGUUUGA